CUGUGACGUCAGCGGCGCAGGCUCCUGCGUCAUACCCGGAAGACAAUAUAAAGCAGACGCGGGUCCCUCGGAGCACGCGAGAUUAGUACAGUGGGUGUGAGGUCACCUGUCCUGUGAGGUCACGCGGCUGAAGUGAGACAUGAAAAAUGGUUUUUAAACCGAACAUCUAACUGCUCCGAAAACCGCCCUUGUUUUGUGAAAAAGGCGCGUUUGUGAGGUGCACGUGAGGCUGCCAGGACCCGGAUGACCGCGGAUUAAAGGUGCUCGUCUGAUGGAUGUGACCCAUGUUCUGCAUGAGGCCGUGACCGUUCUGCAGCCAGAACCCAAAAAGGAUGGACCACAAGUUCUUCACGGUGACGGACUACGUCAUCUUCGGCCUCUUGCUGGCGGCGUCUGCAGGGAUCGGGCUGUACCACGCCGUGUCUGGUGGGCGGCAGAGAACCACGCAGGAGUUCCUGAUGGCGGACCGGAGCAUGCGCUGCCUCCCCGUCUCCCUGUCCCUCAUCGCCUCCUUCCAGUCCGCCGUGGCCAUCAUCGGCGUUCCAGCUGAGGUCUACACCCACGGCACGCAGUACUGGUUCAUCGGCUGCGCUUACGUCCUCGGGCUCCUCAUCCCAGCGCACGUUUUCAUCCCGCUGCUGUACAGGCUCCACCUGUCCAGUGCCUACCAGUACCUGGAGCUGCGUUUCAGCAGAGCCGUGCGCGUCUGUGGAACGCUGACCUUCAUCUUCCAAAUGGUGGUCUACAUGGGGGUGUGCGUGUACACGCCCGCCUUCGCGCUGAAUGCAGUGACGGGGUUCCAGCUGUGGGGGGCGGUGCUGGCCACCGGGCUGGUGUGCACGCUGUACACCACCAUGGGCGGGCUGAAGGCGGUCAUCUGGACAGACGUCUUCCAGACGGGGGUGAUGUUCGCGGGGCAGCUGGCAGUCAUCGUGGUGGGGGUGCAGAAGACCGGCGGGCCGGCGGAGGUGUGGAGGAAAGUCUGGGAGGGAAACCGCAUCUCAGGUCUGGAUCUGAACCCGGAUCCCACAGAGAGACACACCUUCUGGACCCUCGGGGUGGGCGGCGUCUUCCUGAUGCUGUCGUUGUACGGGGUCAACCAGGCUCAGGUUCAGAGGUACCUGAGCUCCCGGACGGAGAAAGAGGCCAUCAGGUCCUGCUACAUGGUGUUUCCAGCCCUGCAGCUGGCGCUGGCUCUCAGCUGCAUCAUGGGACUUGUCAUGUUUGCACGUUACUGCGACGAGGACCUUUCUGGCCGUGUGGGCGGCUCCUCCAGAGACGCGAUGGUGAUCUACUUUGUGAUGGACAUGCUGCAGGACCUGCCGGGGCUGCCUGGGCUCUUUGUUGCCUGUUUGUUCAGCGCCGCUCUCAGCAGCAUCUCCUCCGCCUUCAACUCUUUGGCCACGGUGACCAUGGAGGAUCUCAUCAAACCGCGUUUCCCGGCGAUGUCCGAAGAAACGGCGACUCUGCUGUCCAAGGCUCUAGCGCUGUCCUACGGACUCCUGUGUCUGCUCAUGGCCUACCUGACCCACCUGAUGGGGGAUUCGGUACUGCAGGUGGCUCUGAAGAUCUUCGGGAUGAUGGGGGGUCCAGUUCUCGGGCUCUUCUGUCUCGGGAUGUUCUUUCCAUGGGCCAACUCCACUGGAGCCGGAGCAGGUCUGGCUGCAGGUCUGGCCGUGGCCUUCUGGGUCGGCAUUGGGAGCAUCGUGACCCGCAGCGGCGCCGGCAGGGCGCUGCCCGUGAGCUGCAGCGCCGUUCCGCCGUCACACAACACGUCUGCCGUCGGGGAGGCCGCUCUGAGGACGCAGAGCGGACUGCAGAGGUUCUACUCGCUGUCCUACAUGUGGUACAGCGGCUUCAGCUGCCUCAGCGUGGUCCUGGUGGGUCUGGCUGUCAGCCUACUCACAGGCCCGAAGAGGCAGGAGGACCUGGAACCAGGAACCGUCUUCCCUCUGUUUGGGAAUGUUUUCCGGUUCCCGCCUGAUGACAUGAAGUUCUGCGGUGGAGAUCUGACCCAGUCUCUGCCGGCGCCGCCAGGAUCUUCUCACAAAGGAGCCAACGGUCUUCCCGCCCUGCAGGACGCAGCGCCAGAGGAAACGGAGAGGUUUCUUCCAGAGGCCGACUCUCCGUUUGUGGAGUAUGAAACGGCGGUGUGAAACGGCGGCGUGGAGCGGCGAAGCAUGUUUCCUGUAGGAAGAAGACCUGGACUGACGUGAACCGAGUCCACACUUUACAGUCCCACUUCAUGCAGAUGUUCCUGAGAUGACUUCAUCAUCUUCACACCAUGAACUGUCAACUGCAUCAGGCUCCUCCUACAUCCCAACGAGGAGGAGGAGGAGCUGACUGAGGAGGAUGAUAUUUGGGGAGGGGGGGCAGCAUGUCCAGGGUUCAGAUGGAUCCCAGAUCAGUUUUUCUUUGAUGGUUUUCAUAACUGGAGAAUAAAGUUUCAGUUUAGGAUGAUUU
Molecule: messenger RNA, 2463 nt
Organism: Oryzias latipes (Japanese medaka)
Lineage: Eukaryota; Metazoa; Chordata; Actinopteri; Beloniformes; Adrianichthyidae
Gene: slc5a6b
Product: solute carrier family 5 member 6
Biological process (GO): transmembrane transport; sodium ion transport
Cellular component (GO): membrane
Molecular function (GO): symporter activity
Source: RefSeq, a predicted model, not a curated record